Molecule: messenger RNA, 1842 nt
Organism: Penicillium angulare
Lineage: Eukaryota; Fungi; Ascomycota; Eurotiomycetes; Eurotiales; Aspergillaceae
Product: DUF4048 domain-containing protein
Exons: 2
Coding region: 1-1842 (613 amino acids)
Source: RefSeq, a predicted model, not a curated record
AUGGAGAGCUCCCCCGGAAUGGGCGAUCUACUCGCCCACGGUCCACCGCCGGAUGCGUCCCAGACUUCCACCGUCGAUUCCCCAACAAAGCCGGAGCCUGUCUCCGAACAGUCACACGGUUCACCCGGUCUCUCUCGUUCCUCAUCCCUUCUGCAGAAACGUUCAUCGCUCCCUCCUCGUGCUCAUCCGGGAGCACGACAUGCCAAACGCUUGACCCUGAACUUCCCUAUCAAUAUUCCUCUAAACCAGUCCCCAACCGCAACUCCCGAUAGCGCUGUUGCGUCUCCGGGAUCCAUGACCCCCGUCACACAGUCCUCAACUCGCCCGUCCCCCGCGCUCCCCGCUGGGACUCCAAUCCCCUUCGAUGUUCAAGACGAUGGCUACGAUUUCCUGCGGGCGAUCGCAUCGCAGGAACGGAGGGUGAUGGAGCUUCGCGAGGAGCUGCAACGGGCUGAGACUGAUCUGUCUACCCUCAAGAAGCAGUGGGCGCUGUCUGAGAGGUCGAGGAAACGCACUGAGAUUAAUCACCAUGCCGAGCCAAUGCUACCACUCAAGUCUCCUGACCCGAGUGGGGCGGAGGGCCGUUCGAGUACGAGCUCACACCGUCGGGAACAAAGCAUGAAUUCCGUCGGUAGCUCGGCUGUGCCUCAGGAUAGAGUUAGUCGGGAUCUGGAGCGCCGAACAAGUCUUCGUGCUGCUGCUGCUGCUCCCGUGGCUCCUGUACCUCCUGCAGGCACUUCCAUCUCAUCUAAUGGUCGGCGCGUCUUCCAAGGCUCUCACACUCGUACAUUGUCUCUUCUUUCCCCUGUCACUGUUCCCAACUCUGCUAGUACCAGUCCCAGCCUGGGUAGCUCCGAGCGUCCGGGUCGAACCCCGCGAUCAGCUACGUUGCCCUCGGUUGAGCGUAAUAACACCACUCCUAACAUGGUGACUGCCAUUGAUGAAAGUCAAGUGCCCGAGCAUUUACUCACUCAGUGGCGGAAUACCAUGCCCCCGCCAUCUCGGGAGGCUCUGGUGCGUACUGGCAAGCAGAUGGCUUCGGAUCUACGGGAGGGUUUAUGGACAUUCUUAGAGGAUAUUCGACAAGCUACUGUUGGCGAAGAAGCUAUCAACGGAACGGGACCACGAACCACAUCGCCAAACUCUUUAGCACCACCGAAUACACGCAAACGAAGCUCCAUCGCAAAGUCAGGGAGCCGAGAGCGACUAUCAGUCGCGGGGAGUAUAUCACGAUCAUCGUCAUCGUCAUCAUCGCGGGGUAAAGGGCAAGCGGCCGAGCCUGCAUCCGGUAAAGACUCCAAGCCCGCGGACAUUGCCACGUCUUUCUGGCAUGAAUUCGGUGUUGAUUCACCAGCGCAGAAGUCUCCCGGCGCUCGCCGCAGCCCAUCCAACAACACCGUCGAAACCGUGACCCCCCGGGGCAAGAACGAGAACGAACCCGACAACCAACCCGAUCACCGCUCCGGCAGCCCAGUCAACAACGAGGAGGAUGAAACGGUCGAUAAUUGGGACGUAUGGGAUACGCCGUCGUCCAGGAAUAAAAAGACACAUACCCCUUCGUCUAGUCGGUCGACGGUCGAAUCGAAACAUGACCAGUCACCCACGACGCAGGGUAGUAGUCCACGAACGAGUGCUAGCUUUGGCGAGUGGAACCCCCUCUCCACCGCUAAUGAUCCUACUGUAGCCGAAGGCAUCCCCUGGCCGGCCAUUACCAAGCUGGCUCCGUCUAAACUCCAGCGAACUGCUUCUAAUCUCAUGGCUGAGUGGGAGCGCAGUCUUUCGCCUUCUCCGGAACGAAAGGACUCAUCUUCUGCUUCCACUAAAAGCAGUAAAAAGGACUAA